GUCACCGACGUAGCAGCGUAACGUAGCAAUGUGUUGAGCACGCGCGCGUGGCUUUUGAGUGCAGCCGUUAACUUCAGCUUCAACCACGAGAGGCGUUUUUUUCCACUCCUGUGUUUUCAGACUUCUUCUCCUGAAAUAGUUUCUUUAGACCCGACUCCAAGGCGGAAAAUUGUUUGGCAAGAAAACAUGUCGAAGAGAAAAAGGCCUUUGCUGAAAUCCUGUUGUGUACAUGAGGAAGUGGAAGAGAGAUCUGGGGACAGAAAGUUUGGCUUAAGGCAAGCAAGAGCUAAAUCUUUUAAUGUGUACAGUAACCAAGGUGAUGGGAAGAAGAUGAUUAAAGAGAAUGGCAUUACAAAGCAAAAUGGAAUCUGGUUUGUGACGUGUGAAAACAAAAAGGGAAUUAUGGAUGUAGAAAAGCUGAAAAAAGGUGAGAAUUGCAUAGAGUGUCAGGGCCUGUGGUUUACUCCCCCGGCCUUUGAGGAGUUUGCAGGACGAGGAGCGUGCAAAAAAUGGAAAAACAGCAUAUGCCAUGAAGGAAGACCUCUGACCUAUUGGUUUGCGAACGGUAUUCUGUCCACAACUGGAUAUCAAAGAAGAGGAGCCGAGCCUAUGAGGAUGGUUAAGGUUUCAUCAAAAAAAAUGGAAAGCAAGCCAACAAGAAGCGUCCACAAGUUCCAGGGAACAAAGAGCAGUAAAUAUAAGAGAUCUUCCACCUCGGUGACCCGGAGAAGCAUCUCUCCAGGAGUUUUUAUCCCCUCGGUAGAGGCAGAAGUACAGCCUGCACAGGAUCGUGAGGGAGGUCAUAUUAAAGAUGACCACAAGCAGUCCGACAGGCACGAGUUUCUGAAGAGAGACCAAAAAACUAGGGAUGAACCGGAUGAGAGAAAUGAUGAACACGGUCUAAACUCAGGAGAUGCUGAGGACGAAAAUAAAACGGACAACGGGGAUGUGGUUGCUGAUGCUGAUUACCUGGACGACCACGGCGACGCCAGAGAAAGUCGCGAGGACUUGGACGCUGCCGGAGCCGAGGAGCAGAGGAAAACUGAAGCGAUCAUCAGAAGGCUUUCACAGAGGCAGAGAGCCUGUAAGGCGAAACGGCGUCCGAAAGGUGCCUGGUGUGAGCCUUUGGAGGAAAACACACACAUUGAGGAGAGUGAAGGCGACUCGGCCGUCGCUGAAGGAAACGAGUUGAUCAGCGAGAACCUCGGUGCUUCCUCUGCAGAGCUCGCCGUUAGUAGCAACGGUGACAAGACAGGUCUUUCUGUUGCACCUGCAAACCUGCUGCUUCUGUCUGUUAAUAAAGAGGUUAAUGAGAAGGACGCAGAUGGAGCCAAACCGGAUCACGACGAAGCAGAAUUAGAAAGGUCAGAGACAUGCAUCAGAGUCUCAGACUGUCCGAAAGUCUCAGAGAAGAUGGAGGACGAAGGAGCUUUGGGGGUCUCAGACGGCUCCGACGUGGAUGCAAUGGAUAUCGAUCAGCUGAAGAAGGAAAAAAUAAAGCUGCAGCUUAGAGUUUUAAAGUUGCAAGAGGAAUGUUACACCCUGAUGCUAAACAACUUAAAAAACUGACAAGAAAGGUUUUAGUGUCAACUCUGUGAAUGACUAGUUAACCUUAUUUUUUACAUUUUACUUUACUUACUUAUUUUACAAUUAGAUGUGAGGUUUUGGUAAUUAGCACACAAACCAUAAAAUGUUAUGAAUGCAGAUUUGGUAUUGAAAAUGUGCCUAUUUGAUAAUUUUUACAGCUUUUCUUUUUAAAUGUGUUCCACAUUGUGUAAUUUCUUUAUGAGAAAAAGUCACAGUUGAUAGUUGCCAAAGAGACAAGACAGAUGGUAGCAAUGAUAAAGUUUGAAGUUUACAGAAAAGUGGAGGAAAUGAAAAGAACUGAGCACAGCAGCUUCAAAACGUAGCUAACCGGCACCCCACAGUGGAAGUUAAAAGCCCUCUGUGGUUUGCCCCUCCUACCUGUAAUUCACCCUUUGUUAGAAAAACGGUAAUUCAAAACACUAAAGUUUUGUCUGCAUGCAUUCAGUUAGAUGUAAUUUCUGCUCCAAUUCUGACCGGCAUUAUUACUUUGACGAACAAAAAAACGCUGGUCUCUCAUUUCUCCAAACAGCUCUGCAGUGGUUGUUUAAGCUUCACUUUUCAUACAAACAGUUUGUAUUUUACUAGUGAUGGUUUAGGUAUCUAUAGUUUUAUUUUUAUCAAAUUCUUCUACGCUGUUUCACGACUUCAACUCAGUUUAUCUCAACGUCUUUACAGAGCUCACAUUCAAACAUGACAAGUUAAGAAAAUAUUGAGUGAUUUUUACACUUUUCAUAAAUAGCAUUUACAGGUGGAAAAGUAUUACUUUUUCUAAUUCCCAAACAUGAUUGCCAGAAGGUCACCUUUCAAGGUCAAGGUGUUAUUAUUAUUAUUAUUAUUAUUAUUAUUAUUAUUACUACCUAUUAGUGCAAAACUGGCAAGCAAUCUUGGAAAUCUGAAAUCUCUAACCCGUUAGUUAUCUUACAGUUUUGAAAGUGGUGUGAAUAACCCUGAGGAGAAAAUAAAUAUUUACUGUUACAUUUCAUGCAUUCAGCUGUUUGUAGCUCUUCUGACUAUAUUUUGCUUUUGGUGCUUUUCCUCACACUGUGCUAAGAAUGUUUCUGUUUCUUAGUGUAGAUGUCAAAUGCUGCUGUUUCCAGGUCUGUCUCAAGUUUUCUACUCGGUGUUAGUUUUCUUAUAUUAAAUAAUCAACCAAAC
This is a messenger RNA of Gambusia affinis (western mosquitofish), 2742 nucleotides long. RefSeq lists its product as uncharacterized. Gene Ontology annotation, biological process: positive regulation of transcription by RNA polymerase II. The record is from RefSeq and is a predicted model, not a curated record. Lineage: Eukaryota; Metazoa; Chordata; Actinopteri; Cyprinodontiformes; Poeciliidae. Bases 187 to 1569 code for a protein of 460 amino acids. The transcript is spliced from 11 exons. Gene Ontology annotation, molecular function: DNA-binding transcription activator activity, RNA polymerase II-specific; RNA polymerase II cis-regulatory region sequence-specific DNA binding.